Messenger RNA from Blepharisma stoltei, 2742 nucleotides. The record is from the annotation of a GenBank genome assembly. NCBI's taxonomy places the organism in Eukaryota, Ciliophora, Heterotrichea, Heterotrichida, Blepharismidae.
AUGGGAAGCAUAUGUAGCUCAGGGCAUAAGGCUUUAGAAACAACGAGGCCAAGAAAUGUGGAUGUACUGGCACCUGGGAAUUUUGUGCAGGAAAAUAGCAGGUCUUUUUAUUCGAUCUAUAAACUUAGCCCUGAUCCACUUGGGUCUGGAGCUUUAGGGGAGAUUCGACUCUGUACUGAUUUAAGAACAGGUGAUACAAGAGCUGUAAAAAUUAUUUCUAAAGCUGGGCUUAAUAAAGCAGAGGUAGACAGCCGCAGUGUUUUCCGUGAAGUGGAAAUCUUAAAGACUUUAGACCAUCCAAAUAUUUUAUUCUUUAAAGAAUAAUAAGGCUAGUUUAUGAUAGACAGAAAUAUUUUAUUCUAUUUAAAAUAGGUAGGCUGCCCAGCAAAAUUGGAUUUUUCUUGCUAUUAAAUAUAAAAACUUUUGAAUAUUUUGAAGAUAGAUCCAACUUUUAUAUAGUCAUGGAGUAUUGUAAAGGAGGCGAUUUAUUUGAUAAAGUUUCACAUAAAUAAAAUGGCAUUCGGUUCGAGAGAAAUUAGCUCUGCUAAUUUUCUCUCCCUCAUGGAAUUUUAUUUAUAGGGUUAGGUUUUCACUCGAAGACUUCUGGACAGCAAUAGCGGUUUAACUCUGGAGAUAACCAGAGGAACCACUCCUCAGUCCACUCAAGAUUUCGGGCUUUUACCUCUCAGCACAUCCCCACGGGAGGAUGACCCUUAGGCGGAACACGCGCAGGAGCUGAGUCGAGCGACAAGGGCGACGGCAACGCGCCGGGUGAGACGUGCAGCAAGGCCGGUGAAGCAGGAGUUGAUAGAAGGCUUGGACGGGGCUGACCCGUGCCAAGAUGGCUCGCCUACGUCAUCAGUUUUGCCAUAGGCCCUUUUGGGCUGCGGCACUAGACACCUUAAACACCAGAUAAUUAAGUAAGUAAGAAAAGAUAAAGUUUCACAGUUAUUAGUAUUUACGGAAAAGCAGGCUGCAAAAAUCAUGAGCCAAGUAUUUUCUGGUCUAAGUUACUUACAUAGCAGAGGGGUUAUCCAUAGAGAUAUGAAGCCAGAAAAUGUGGUGAUAGUUGACGAAGCAGAUGGUAACGAAGGCGACCUUCAAAUCAAAAUCAUAGACUUUGAUAAUGCCACAUUUUAUGAAAUUAACACCCAAAUCACUGGGUCAUAUGGGACUACUUUAUAUAUGGCUCCUGAGGUUUUUGAUAAAAAUUAUAAUGAAAAAUGCGAUAUAUGAAGUUGUGGAGUAAUUUUAUAUAUAUUCUUGAUUUUUUUGAAUUUCGAUUACUAUUUUACUAAUCUUAAGCAUGCUUAUAUAUAAUAUAUUUGUAUACUUCUCUCUGGAACCUCACCAUUUGAUGCCUGAAAUGAUGCUGAAAUUAUAAAACUCAUUAAAAAAGGGAAAUUCAGCUUAGAUGGAGAACGCUGGAAUAAUAUUUCUGAAGAGGCUAAAGAUUUAAUAAGAAAAUUGCUUGUUAAAGAUGUAGAUAAAAGAUUAAACGCAUCUCAAGCCUUCAUGCAUCCAUGGUGCACUUAUCAUCAUAAUUCUAAUGAAAACAAAGAAGAUAUCCGACACAGCAUUUUUCACAUAAACCGACUGCGGAGAGCUUCUAAAUUGAAGCAAGCAAUUCAGACAUUUAUUUUAAGCCAAUUAAUGAAGCCAAGUGAGCUUAAAGCUCAGGAAGCCAUAUUCAGCUCAAUGGAUAUUAACGGCGAUGGAGUAAUUUCAAAAGAGGAGCUUUAUACACAUUUUAAAGAAACUAUGACUGAUGAAGAUGCCAGACUUGAGGCUAAUAGAAUUAUGGAGUUUGUAGAUACAGAUAAUAAUGGUGUUAUAGACUAUACUGAAUUUUUAAGAGCUACAGUAGAAAAAAGAAAAAUGAUAACCAAGACAAAUCUUGAAAAAACAUUUAUGAUUUUCGAUAAAGACGGAUCUGGGUAUCUUGAAGUUAACGAACUUACUCCCCCCCUUCCGUGAGUGAACAAAACCAUUAGAAAAAUCCCUAUUUUUUGCCCAAAAACCCCCCCUCCGUGAGUGAACAAAAAUUUUUUUUAAUAGAAAAAUUUUUUAUGGAAAAAAAUUUGAUACAUAAAUGAUAAUUAGUAUAAUGAAAUCUAGAGCUAAUUCUGUUUAAUUUUAAACGAAUUGCUUUUUAAAACAUAAAUUUUAUAAAUUAAAUUAAUUUUUGCUUUCCAAUUUUUGCGAAUUAGGAUUUUUUUAAAUUUCGAAAAUAAAUAUUUUUUAUAAAAUUUAUAUAUAAAUUUUUUAAAAAAAAAAAUUAAACCCCCCUCCGUGAGUGAACAAAAUUUUUUUGUUCACUCACGGAGGGGGGGGAGUUAGGGAAUGGUUUUCAGGGGACACAAAUAUUAAUGAAGGCCUGCUUAAAGAGUUUCUAAAAUUCCCCUUGGCUAGCGAGCAAUAAUUUUUGUUCACUAAUGGGGAUUAAAUUUGUUAUUUAAAAAUUUAUAUAUAUUCAAUAUAUUUCUGAUUCAAAAUAAUCCAGAUUUGAAAUGAUAAAUAUAAUUUAAUUUUUAGACGGAAAUAAUUCUAAAUUAAAGAGAGUCUGAUAUUAUGCUCGGUAGCCAAGUGUAUUAAUUUUCCUAAAAAUGGGUAUUUUUCUAAUGCAUUUGCUCCGAACUAAUUGGGGUGGUAAAUAACCUACAUGUAACAGAGGAUGGGAAAAUUCAUUUUGAUCAGUUUCAAGAAUAUUUAUAUACAUUUACAAACGAAAGUGAAUAUUAA